CGUAGAUCCUGAGUUCAGGUGGAUCCAGUGAAUGUGUCUCUGCUGCUCUGACCCCGUGAUGUGGAGGAAGGAGGCGGGUUCAGCUCAGUAAAACCAGCUGAGCUGAAGCUUCAGAUCAGUCAGAGCUACGAUGAGACCAACAUGUCUACCAGCUUCACUCUUUUUGACCUUCAUGCUGAGUUGUGCAGAGGUUAAAGUCCUCCCAGUUCGUCUGACUGUGAGUCCCAGCAGAUCUCAGUUCUUUAGAGGAGAAUCAGUGACUCUGAUCUGUGAGGAUGAAAACAGCUCUGAUGGAGGAACUGUGAGGAGAAACACAACCAGGAAACUGUCUGAGUGUAAAGAUGGAUGGGGAGAAGCUGAUGGUUCCUCCUGUAACAUGACCUACAUCAUGCCAGAUGAUACUGGCCUGUACUGGUGUGAGUCCAUGUCUGGAUCCUCCAGCAGCAGCAGCAGCAGCAGCAGCAUCCAGCUCUCUGUCUCUGGUGGAUCAGUGAUCCUGCAGAGUCCUGUCCUCCCUGUGAUGGAGGGAGAUGACGUCACUCUGAGCUGCAGAGCAAAGAGUCCAGCCCACAACCUCCCAGCUGCUUUCUAUAAAGAUGGCUCCUUCAUUGGUAAUGGACCAUCAGGUCACAUGACCCUCCUCCAUGUCUCCAGCUCUGAUGAAGGCCUCUAUAAGUGCAGCAUCAGCGGUCAGGGAGAGUCUCCAUCCAGCAGGAUCUCUGUGGAAGAAAAACCAUCAACCACAUCAUCCCCAUCAUCUCCUCCUCCUCCAUCAUCAUCAUCAUCAUCUUCAUCUUCCUCCCAGUUUCUCCUCUAUGGUCUCUCGUCUCUAUCAGCUGGUUUUGUUCUGGUUUUACUGGUUCUGCUGGUCAAACGUCACAUUAAGAGGAAAUCUAAAGAUAAUCAGGAAGAUGGAGAGGAAAGCAUCACUUACAGUGAUGUUCAAAUAUUACAGAGGAAACGAGAGAAGAACAAACCAAACGGAGAAAACGAUCCGCCUGCAGUCAUUUCCACCGUGACGACAGAUGAAGUCAGUUAUGGACAGAUAAUCAUCAGAGAAACCAGGAAAAGAGAUUACAAACCAGAACCAAAAGUUGUUUAUUCCACCCUGAGGUAAUCCUCCAGCAGGAAGCUCCACCGGUCUAGUUAAAGCACAGAACCAUCAACUCCUGGUGAAUAAGUUUUUCUGUCUGAAGAACCAAAUGAAUGUAUUUAAUGUUUCAUUCUCAUGUUUCCAGUCACUGUUUUAUUUUAAAUGUCUGAACUGUUAAAACCUCAGCAGCUUCAGCCUGUUGAACCAGUUUAACAAGUUUAACCAGUUUAACAAGUUUAACCAGUUUAACCAGUUUAACCUGUGAAACCUGCGGUUCUGCAGCUUGUUGCUAACAAACAUCAUGUUCCUGUUUCUGUCUGCGGCUCGGCAGUGGAAACUUUUAUUUACAGCAGCAGGUGAGAAAAACUAAACCAAAACCGCAGAACAAACCUGUUAAAACAAACAAAAUCCCUGAGUGUGUGAAACCAAAGCAGAACCUUCAGGAUGUUUAUUGAUUAUAUAUAAAGAAAAUCUGCAAUAAACUGCAGUUAAUGUUAAAUCAGAACACCAGUAUUAGCUAAAUGCUAUGUGAGGUUUAUUCCUGUCAUAAUGAAGUCCAGUUGGUUCGGUUGGUUCUGGUUUCUCAUUCAGACCAAAGUUCAGCCAUCAGAGGAUUUAAACUGAAGAUAAUCUGCAGGUUGGUGACAUCAUCAGCUCUGCAGAUGCUAAAACAUGCUAACCUGAAUCAUGCUAAACUGAUUCAGGUUUAAUUUACUGAUUAAUUCUGAUUCGACGAGCUGAAGUUCUUCACUUUUAUUCUGCUUGUUUUAAUUUGAUAUAUUAAAGUUUUUUGAAAAUGUAUUUUUACUAUAAAUGUGUGAAAUGUCCCUUUAAAAUAAGCAAUUGUAAAUCAAUAAUCACAAAAUGCAGCUGCUGAAAAAUGAUCCAAACUUUUUUUUGAACAAUUUCAUGUUUCAUUAUUACAUAAUAAUUAAGUGGAAGGAAAAUUAUGGAUUUGAAAAUGUUUUUAUAAAUAAAUAAUCUGAAAAGUGUGGCAUGCAUCUGUAUCCAGCUUUUUUACCUGAAUAAAAUGCAGUCCAAACAGCA
Poecilia latipinna (sailfin molly) is the source of this 2140-nucleotide messenger RNA. RefSeq names its product high affinity immunoglobulin gamma Fc receptor I-like. The record is from RefSeq and is a predicted model, not a curated record. Gene Ontology annotation, cellular component: external side of plasma membrane. Gene Ontology annotation, molecular function: transmembrane signaling receptor activity. The transcript has 8 exons. Lineage: Eukaryota; Metazoa; Chordata; Actinopteri; Cyprinodontiformes; Poeciliidae. The coding region runs from base 131 to 1117 and encodes 328 amino acids. Gene Ontology annotation, biological process: immune response; cell surface receptor signaling pathway.